AUGGCUAGUAGCAAUACUAUUGAAUCGCUCAUAGGAACAUGGGAUCAUGUUCGCAGUGAAAAUUUGGACGAUUUCUUGAAAGAGGUGGGUGUUCCUAUGCUUAUUCGUAUGAUGGCAACACGUUCGAAUCCACGUGUAGUAAUCAGUGAAAAAGAUGGUGUCUGGACAAUACGUACUGAAACAAUAUUAAAAACUCAAACAACUACUUUUACUCCUGGUGUUGAAUUUACAGAUACCACUCCUGGCGGACAGCAAGUGCAGACACUUAUUGUUUUUGAAAAUGGCACGUGGAUUCAGAGAAUAACAGACCCGAAAGUAAAAGAAACGGUUGUAAAACGUUUUGUUAAUGACCAAGGACUGCAACAAGUGAAUAUAACAACAAUUAAUGAUACUGAAGAAUCAAAACGAGAAGUUCAAUCAGAAUUAGCGGAAUUAUACCGAAAUGUUCGUGAUCUAUUUACAUCAAUUCAUGUGAUUAAUAUGUUGAGUAGUCAAACAAAGAAAAUACAUUCUUUUGAUGUGUUUUACAAACGAUCAAGAACUUUAUCAGGUAAAGAAUGUAAUCUGACUCGAGACGAAUUUGAAAAAUGGAAUCAUUAUUUUCAUCUAACUGUUGAUCAACAAUUGAUAAAUUUUAUGAAUAAAGAUCGAUUACUUGGUGAUUCAUUUGCCAGUUUUAUUCAGAAUCUUCCGACCGAAUCAGUAGAAAAUUCGACAUUCUAUAAAGAUUAUCCAUCUUUAUUAAAUAUUCCAGCUGAUUGUGUGUCGAAUUCGUGCUAG
Rotaria sp. Silwood2 is the source of this 780-nucleotide messenger RNA. The record is from the annotation of a GenBank genome assembly. Lineage: Eukaryota; Metazoa; Rotifera; Eurotatoria; Philodinida; Philodinidae.